Molecule: messenger RNA, 2675 nt
Organism: Polistes canadensis
Lineage: Eukaryota; Metazoa; Arthropoda; Insecta; Hymenoptera; Vespidae
Gene: 5-HT1
Product: 5-hydroxytryptamine receptor 2A-like
Exons: 8
Coding region: 1127-2476 (449 amino acids)
Biological process (GO): adenylate cyclase-activating adrenergic receptor signaling pathway
Cellular component (GO): membrane
Molecular function (GO): G protein-coupled receptor activity
Source: RefSeq, a predicted model, not a curated record
UCCCUCCGAAACUCCCUCCGACCAAUCAAACACUAAUCCUCGAUCUCACGUUCUACCGCUCCCCCCCCCACCAAUAUCGCUACUCGAUCUUUUUCCCUUCUUCCUUCAUUUUUAUCUUUCAUUUAUUUCUUACGAUUGAUCCUGAUAUAUCUGUCACGCGGUUUUUUCCUAUCUUUUCAUUUUUUCCUUUUCCUUUUUUCUUACUUUCUUUCUAAGCAUUUCAUUUUAAAUAAGUUUUUCUGUUUUUUUUUUCUUUUCCAUUAGUAAGUAAUUUUUUGGUCUCCGUCAGUUAGAAAAUUAAGAAAAUUGUUCGUACGUGUACGCAAAGUCAAAGUGUACGAGAAGAAAGUCAGUAGUUGAACUUUUGGUAAACUCUUGAAGAGUCACUCGAAGUCGAGUCGAGCCGCCGGUGGUAGCUCCAGUUGCUUUCCAGUGCAUAACUUGUUGCUCAUACGUAAGCAGUGAUCCAAAUCGUAUCGUCGAUUUCAACACGUACAGUGUAAAAACACAAAAAAACAGAUCAAAGAAAAGAGAAAAGAAGGAAGAAUGUAAGGAAAAGGAAAAAAGGGACAUAAAGGUCUACAGGAAGGUGACAAAGGGUGAAGAAAAAAAAACUGCUAUUUGUUUGGAAUUACAAAGAAGAUGCUGCACGCAUGGGGUUGUCAUCGAUAACAACCCUUCUCUUUGAUUUCCAUCACCUUUCUGUUCUGCUUCUAUUUUUAAACGUCAACGGGAAUGCAUUGAAUCCCGAAGAAUACCCUUCGAAGGAUUUCCAACUAGCAAAGGGAUUUUCAAGCUUUGGCUGUUCACGUUUCUUGUUAUCCACAGCUUAGAGUGCGAUAUCAAGGAUUACUUGGAUAACGAAAGCCAUUUGAAAAAAAAAAAAAAGAAAAAAUACAAGAUGGAAGCCAUAAUUGAUACAAUUUCAAACAACUCAACGAAUCUUGAUAAAGUAUUGAUGACAAUAGCACAUUGACACUACUUUGACAAUUGAAAUAAAGCAUUUGGCUUUAAAGACCGAAUCGAUUUUCGAUAAGCCGAUCAUGACGCGUAUCGCGAAAAGAUGAUGACCAGCGGUCGUUGAAGACCGCUCGAGAAACCGAAUCUAUAUACUCCUCGUCUCAGAAUGGAGGAAAACGUCAGUAUAGCAGCGAAUGCGACCGCCGACAAUUUCGAUUUUACAAAUCCCUGGGUCAUAUUAAGGGCCACCAUAUUGGCUCUUUUGAUACUCGUCACUAUCGUUGGGAAUUUGUUCGUUAUAGCGGUGAUCCUGUUGGAACGGAACCUACAAUCCGUGGCAAAUUAUUUAAUCGUGAGCCUGGCCGUCGCCGACCUUAUGGUUGCCUGCCUCGCCAUGCCACUCGGGGCUGUUUACGAGAUAAACUCGAGAUGGUCUCUUGGGCCGGAACUCUGCGACAUGUGGACCAGCAGCGACGUACUUUGCUGUACGGCAUCGAUAUUGCAUCUGGUGGCUAUCGCGGUCGACAGAUAUUGGGCUGUCACCGAUCUCAAUUAUAUACAGGCAAGGAAUCCAAAGAAGAUUGCUAUCCUGAUCGUAUUGGUUUGGGUUGUAUCAUUGGGAAUUUCAUUGGCACCCCAAUUUGGUUUGAAAGAUCCAGAUUAUUUACAACGCAUAGCUGAUGGUGAAUGUAUCGUAUCGCAAGAUCCAACGUAUCAGAUUCUUGCAACAUGCGCAACAUUUUAUCUACCCUGUCUGGUGAUUUUGUUUCUUUACUGGAGGAUAUUUCAAGCAGCUCGGAAACGUAUCAGAAAGAGGCCAGGAACAAUCGUUCAACCUCCUCGCGAAAGAAGAGGAAUCCUACGUUACGUAACGAAAAGCAGGCAAAGGGAGGAAUCAACGGCGUUCACAAUAACACGUUCGACACCGGAUCAUUCGUCAAUUUCCCCGGAAAAAUCAUCGUCGUAUAACGAUGGGAACGUAGUCCAAUCAGCAGGUGGAAACGCAACGGUAACAAGCAAUACUGCAGCGAAUUCGUCGAAUUCAACGACUCAGAUGAGUGGAGCAGCAGCAGCGGUAGCAGCAGCAGCAGCAGCAGCAGCAGCGGCAGCAGCAACAAUAACAACAACAACAACGACAACGACGAUGACAACAACGACGACGACAACUUCGUCAACGAGUGGGCCAAGUUCUUCGGCAACUUCAACUACGGUACGUCAAGCAACAUCGACGAAAAGGAAUCGUGAGACGAUCGAAUCGAAGCGUGAAAAGAAAGCAGCUAAGACAUUGGCAAUCAUCACCGGUGCCUUCGUCGCCUGUUGGCUACCGUUUUUCCUUUUAACGCUUUUACGUGUGAUUUGUUCCAUCUGCGAGAUACCCAACGUAGUCUACAAUGUCUUCCUUUGGCUUGGCUAUUUCAACAGUACACUCAAUCCUGUCAUCUACACCGUAUUUUCACCCGAAUUCAGGCAAGGUUUCAAGAGAAUGCUCUGUGGUAGCUCCAGGGUGACACGCUGACAUUGGAUUUAAUUUCCUUUCCCGCGUUACCGCCACUAUACUAAACCAUUUAUUACCAUCGCUACCACCACGACACUACACAGAUUAUAAUAUCAUUGGUACUACUCUCUUAAAGGAAGAACUUUUCAUCUUUUCUGUCUUUCUUUCUUUCUUUUUUUCUCUAUCUUUCUCCUCCCCCUCUCUCCCCCCCCCUCUCUCU